This is a messenger RNA of Knipowitschia caucasica, 1170 nucleotides long. Lineage: Eukaryota; Metazoa; Chordata; Actinopteri; Gobiiformes; Gobiidae. The record is from the annotation of a GenBank genome assembly.
AUGAAGACGCAGACAGGCUCCCGUGACAUUUGGGACGUCCCUCGUUUCACUUUCAAUCCAAAAGAAGGCAUCGACAACCCAGCUCUGAAUAUAAACGAUGACGAUGAUGAUCCAGUGGUGUUGGUGCCUCGGAUCGUGCACCUGCAGCGGCUUGAGGGGCAGAGUUUCGGAUUCUCUCUGCGGGGGUCCGGGCCGGAGGGCUGGGGGCUGGAGGUGAGCGAGGUGCAGGUCUGGAGCCAGGCUGAGCAGAGCGGACUGAGGCCUGGAGACCGAGUCCUAGAGGUGAACGAAGAGGAUGUCACCAACGCACGCUUCGAGAAGGUGGAGAGAAAGAUAAAGUUUUGUGGUUGUAAUCUGUUUCUUCUGGUUUUGAGGAAAGACGACUAUGAACAGGCUGGGUCUUCAGGUCUGGAUCUGGCGUCCGUGGUGAAAUCAUUCAAAGGAGAAUACUGUCACAAACCAAGACUGUGCCACAUCAUACGAAACCCUGACGGAGGCCUGGGCUUCACCCUCAUCUCCCUGGAAGGUCACAGAGGGCAGUACAUCGUGAGCACAGAGAGCGGAGGAGCAGCAGAGAGAGCUGGAGUCUGCAGCGGAGACAAACUCAUCUGCAUCAACGGCACCAGAGUCUCUUCUCUCACUCUGUCCGCCAUCAACAGAACGUUGAGGAAAAGCCCCGACUCUGUGACUGUGUUGGUCAUAGACGGUGUCAGCGAGGAGUGUUUCAUAAAAAGGAAAAUGCCCAUCGUCCCUGAAGUGGCCGAGUGUUUCAAUUUCCCACACAGAGCCAAGACCAUGAACCUGUCCAAAGGCAAAGAUGGAUACGGGUUUGUCCUCAGACAAGAAAAGAUGGGCAGCAGCCACAAAAAAGUGCACGUGCUGCGGGAGGUGGAUAGCUGCAGCCCUGCGGAGGAGGCUGGGAUGGAGGACGGAGAUCUGCUGCUGGCUGUGAACACUGAGGCGGCGGAGUCUCUGGAGCACGACGACAUCGUCCGCCUGAUCCGGCAGAGCGGAGACCGGGUCAGCUUGACCACGAUGUCCCGGGGCCCCCGCGACUUCUACAGACAGUUGGGCAUCUCUCCACUGUUAUUCCAUCAGGAUCCUAUAGAAGCUUCAGAAUCAGCCGAGAGCUGCGAUGCACAUAAACAGAAAAUGGAAGUAUUCUUAUGA